Molecule: messenger RNA, 743 nt
Organism: Erpetoichthys calabaricus (reedfish)
Lineage: Eukaryota; Metazoa; Chordata; Cladistia; Polypteriformes; Polypteridae
Product: C-type lectin domain family 4 member E-like
Exons: 3
Coding region: 31-420 (129 amino acids)
Biological process (GO): immune response; biological process involved in interspecies interaction between organisms
Cellular component (GO): external side of plasma membrane
Molecular function (GO): carbohydrate binding
Source: RefSeq, a predicted model, not a curated record
UCUUGCAAGCUCUGUCCAGAGAACUGGCUGAUGUUGAACAGGAGUUGUUACUUCUUCUCCACUGACAAAAUGGACUGGAAUUCCAGUCGUGACAACUGCACUGGCAUGGGAGCUCAACUGGUAAUCAUGAAUAGUGUGAAGGAGCAGAAAUUCUUACAGGGUGCAUCCUAUAUCAGUACUACUGAAGGUUUCUGGAUUGGACUUAAUGAUAUAGAAAAUGAAGGUCAGUGGCGCUGGGUGGACAAUUCAACACUGAGCAGCAGCUUAACAGCGUGGACCAUUAGAAAUGAUGGCACUCAAGAACCAGACAACUGGACCGGUAAAGACAAAUCUGGGGAGGAUUGUGUCAGGUUGAGUCUGACCUGGUUUGACGCAUCCUGCAAAGAACAAUUUUACCGGAUCUGUGAAAAAUCAACAUAGACCUUUAUAUUUAUCAAAAGAGAAUAAUGGAAAUGAGGGUAAUUUUUUACAUCAAAGAUAUAUUCAAAUUCAAUGUGCUUCAUUUAUUUUCAUAUUUAUGUAUACUCUGCAAUGUCCUGAAGUGAAGCUGACCAUUUUGUUCAAAUCUUCUUUAUUUAUUAUAUUUUUUUCUCCUGGCUGGUCUGGGAACUCAUUAGGAGUUCCUUUGAAGAAACAGGAAAUGUUUGCAAAAUAAGUCAAAUUUAGGCAGGGAAGAGCUUAUAUUUAGACUUGCCAAGGGAGGGUCUUGCUUUCUUCUAAGUACUAAAGCUUUCUUUUAUUUU